AGAUCUCAAAGAAAUUGCUCACAUGAAGAAAAGGUGAGACAACUAUAUAAUAUUUAUAAUUUUUUGUAUUUUAAUUUGAAGAAUGUCUGAAAAUGUGAAUUAUUUUCUUUGUCCCGUCUUCAUAUAAGUCAUUAUAUGCUCCAACAGUUUUAGAGGAGCAAUGAUCACUCUCGCUUUAAGGGCAAAAAUGUUCCGUUUUUAAUUGAAUCGUCUUAAAAGUUAUAAUCAACUCUGUUCUUAUAAAAUGGAGUAGAUCCAAUUAUUUGAUAGAAUUAUUUGAUAGAUCCAAUUAUUUGUCUGUACUUUUGGCACCUACUUGGUAUGCAAUCGUUUCAGUACAUAACAAUACCAGUACAACCUAAUUUGUGGCUGCUGUCACCACAGCAGCCACAAUUUUCCGAGUUCGCUUAAUUUGAAAAGGCAAGGCAGAAUUUUAGGCACAUUCUGUUUAUGUCUCCUAGCAAGUCGUGCUUAACUUGUCGGCAGCGAGUAUGUCUUUUAGUAUUUUUAUUCACGAAAUAUCUGGAAAAAACCACCCCAGGAAAACGUUAUUAAUCUUCCAGGAUAAAAAACAACAACAAUGUUUGUAGCUUAAUUAAAAAAAAGGAACCAAUUUUGUUCAGGCAAUUGUGCGAAGACAGUGUCAAUCGUACCAUUUCGUAAUUUCUUUUCGUCUUAUGCAACGGUUGGAAAGUAUUUCUGUUUAAAUACUUAUUAGCUAAAAUACGAUUCGAAUGCUAGUGUGAAGGCGGUACUGUUCAACAUACUUUAUGUGCUGUCUAAUCUAUAUAUUUUGUGUUCUUGAACAAUUCGCACGUUGUACAUUUAUUAAGAUAGUAUAAAACUUGAUCUUCUUCGCCGUCAAUAAAUUCGUUCUUGGACUCCAUGAGAACUCUCGCUACACUCGUGGAAUACACGUCUGAGUAUAAAAUAUAUUUAUAACAAAAAACAUCAAUUUCAUCUUAGGUUCUUUCGUUACUGUCACCAGAAAUACAGUUGCAAUCCGCAAUUCAAUUAGACGCAUGUGAGUCAGCGCUUAUUUAUUUUUGAAGAUGUAGCUUCCUACUGAUUAUGGUUUAAACGUCAAAUCUUUCUUAGGAGAUACGACGAUAAUGCAAAUAUCAUUGACGAUAACAGCAAGAAAGAUCACUUCGCAGGAAUCAUAUCACCGUCCAGGAACGAAGAAACAUAUGUUUUCCGUCCUCCUAGCGGGGAAUUUAACCAGCUCGUUUGGAUUGACCGUUCGUCUACACCGUCUGAAGGUAGAAAGCAUCCCGAAGUUAACGGCGACGUAGUUGUGAAAGAAGAUACCCCGGAACAUGAAUACGAAAGUCCUCCACCAAGUCCUUCAAGGGCAGUUGAUCAAAUAGAAAAAUUGUUAACCAACACCAGACAGACGUGGGAAACGGAGUCUAGCGGCGAGGAUGACACUGAAGAAGGGUCAGAACCAAGAAAACCAGACGUGGACGAAUACGUUGUACAUAGUAAGUCAACGUCUCGUGAGGACAUUGGAAGUGAAGAGGGUUCAGUAUAUAAACGAUUAAGUCGCACAUUUAGUGAAGAAAUGGAGUAUCCUCGACAAGAAUGUGUACCGGAAGAAGAAGAAGAGCCGUCAAAAACGCACAAACCGCCAUAUCGGAAGGAAGAUGAAGAAGCAAUUAAGAGUGAACCAGUGCAUAUUACAGCAAGUUGCAAGCAAGAAGAGUUGAAGGCUAAUGGACAAGUGCAGAGUCCUUUGGUGUUGAGGAGAAGUCAACAGUACGUUCAUCAUUAUGACAAAGAGUUUGGACAGGUAGGGUUACAAAUCUUUCUCUAUUUAAUUAAGUAAUGACAACUCAGAAUAUCAAAAAUUGCGCUCGCUAUCUCGGUUAGAGUAAAAGAAUGCGGUCGCUGAAAAGAUAUAUUCACGACCAGGGAUAGAUAAUUUAUUCGAAACAGAGUACCGAGCGAAAUCAAAUAACUUAUUCACAUGUUCUGAGGAAACGUUUUGCAUUUAAGAUAUGUAAGUUCUCUAAUAACGACUGCUUGUUUGUAUCUCGAUUACAUGUAAUGUUGGCAAAAUCGUAUAGCCGUAUUCGAAGUAUGGUUAAAUAACUGGACAAUAAUAAUUUACUUCCAGAAGAGUACCAGUGAAAUUCUAUUUACCAUGUUUGCAUAUUAAUAUAUAAACUGAUAUAAAUCUUUCAAACAUGAAUGCGCAUGGAAUACGACCUCAAAUUUACAACGCAUGUUAAUUAAAUACACAUGAAUUAGGUAAAAGAUAAAGAUGUAAAUUGACAAUUACAGCGCAGACUCAGAACUGUUUCUACGGCUGCAUAACGACUCCAAUCGAAAUGAAUGGUUAAUGUUAUUUAAAGAUCAUCAAGUUAAUUAUAUCGACCAUUUGUUUUUCUACCGGUAUUAAACUCCUUUACGAUUUCCAGCUGAAAUUAAAGAAAUUAAUUUUUAAUCAAAAAUUUCCAAAGGUGAAAGAAGCAUCUAUAGUUACACGUCCUGAAGUAAGCGACACUAAAGAGACUGAAGACUGGCAAAUGAUCGAUGACAUACUACAUAGCCCAAGAACAUUAAGUCUAUAUCAAUCCAUGGAUGACGAAACUGUUCGAUCACCAGAAAAUGAUGGGCAACGUGCUGUUCUUCGUCGAAUAGACGGUACAGAUAAUGAAACCACUGACACAAGUCUUCCAGUCCUAGAACAUGUGGUAACACCAACAUUUGCAAGAACAGUUGAUCGUAGUGUUGUCAAUGAAGAAUUUGACAGUUUGUUUUCAAACGAUACCUUGGAAGAUGAGCCAGGUAAUUGGGUUUCUAAUGUAACACUUUGAAACGACAUAUAGUUGUCUCUCACACGUGAGGUUGACGCUGAUAAGAACCAGAAAUGUGUCGGUAAUAUUGAGACAUGGCUGUAAUUAUUAUCCCCGUGCCAACGGCGCGGAGCGCCAUUCCGGCCGUAAGCCCGGGGCGAGGGUACUAAUUCCGCCCGUCUAUUUACACCCGGGGAAACGAAAGCAUUAACAAAGUCUAAAGUUCAUUGUUUCAACUGUUUAUGUAUGACUUUGUAUUUUAUAAUUAAUGCAGACUUUGUUGUUCAUUUUCAAGUGUUGCCUAAGUAUUGUAUGCGAAAGUUUCUUAGUUAAAUUAACUUUUGUAGAAGUUCAUGACAAAAAGGAAAGCAAAUUAUUUUCAUUAGCGUCCUGUACGAAUUAAAUUUAUUUCAUUUCAAAGUGCGAGUAAUAAGUUGAAGCUCGAGUUGAGGAGUUUUAUUAUAAAUAUCGGCAAAAAGCAGAUAAGUUCAAUUCACAUUUAAAAACGUUUUACGUAGAGUUUCGUUUUGAAUUUUACAUCAAAAUAACGCCCAUAGAAACCAAAAUAAUAUACCUACUUUAUAUAUUUUAGAAAUUGAUAGUUCUGUAUUUAAAAGUGUUCAAAUUUCAUCUAUUUUUUGCAGGUUUGUACAAAUUUUAAAAAAAAUUAUCGUGUUCCCAUGACUAACAUGACGUGGCAACGUGAGCCUGCGUUCAGUGUUGGCGUAAUACGAAUACUUCAUGUUGAAACAAUGUUUGGAAAAUAUAGGCGAGGGGUUGUUGCCUGCACGUAUUUCUUGUUAUUUUUUUGAAAUCAGCAAUAUUGAAAUUUGAAGUACACAUUCGGUAUUAUUAGAACGGCGGACGUCAAUUUAUCACAGUAAUGUUUGGCUUAAUUUAGAAUAUUCAAUUGCAGUCUACAUUUCACUUAAAAUUUCGCAUUCAGUCACAUGCUUAAGUCGUAAAUGAAAGUGGGGAAUAAACAAAACCGUAUCGUCUUUCUAGUACGGCCACAAAAUUCAGCUAAAAAUAUAUUAGCGAAUACAUAUUUACGUGUUCUACUGUCCAAUGUUAUUUCAUCUUCGUGAGAUGAUCAGACAAGUACCUUAUAAGGGUAAUUAAGGGACCGGUCAUUAUUUAUGGAAGGGGGGAGGGAAAUUUUUUCUUUCCUAAGUUUUUAAAACUGAAAGCCCCUCCUUAAAAGAGCAUAAAUUCGAUGAUGACCCCCCUGCAUAUUAGAAUAUGUUUACUUGACCCACCCCCCUCCCCCAAUUUUCAAUUUUACUCGUCAAAUGGGGAUACCCAGGCUUUAUAGUGUUAAUUAUUAAAUAAGAAUAUGGAACUGACAAGAUAUUAACGUCGACCAAAAACAUAUAUUAGCAGAAAAUCAUAAUUAAAAGAGGAGUAUUUUUUAUAUAUAACACUAAAAUCAGGUUUCCAUUUGGUCUGGGCGAUUGUAACCAUGUUUAACGGCAGAAUAUUAGUCUUUGGAGGCAGAUGCCGUUUGUGAUCCAAGGCUGCAAUUAGAUUUGAUGGCACGAAGUAUUGCCAUAGCAGCUGCGCAGCAACAAUGAGAACAACGAUCAGUAAUAUUGGCAGCAAAAGGAGACAGCCAUGACAAUUCUGCCAAGGCAUACCUGCAAAAUACAAUGUAUAGUGGUCUAUGCAUCCUAUUUUAUGUGAGAUUAAAAAUUAUAUAAAAUAAAAUGACAUACUACCAGAUAAAAUCCUUUAGUGAACAUGGGUGGGUGGGUGGUUGGGUGGGGGGGGAAAGCUAUCGAAGCGCUAAACUUGCUGCAGCUAGGCAAAGCAUACAAUGGCAGAAUGACUACCCAGACAGAAGCACUGAUCACAAGGUGCGAAACAACCCCCUUUGAGCGAUAUGACGUCACAGACUCCCCUCAGCGGAUGUGGCCUGCAUAAUACAUCCGCCGUUAACCUUGCUUAAAUGUAUUUAACCACAAUGACAUCAAGAUAGCUGAUGUAAUAAUACAUUGUAAAUUUAUCUCUUCAAUCCGUAAAGACUAAUUUGCAUACAGCACACAGAAGGCAAGAUAAAUCCAUACUAUUUCACAUCAGUGACAAUGAUUUAGUUGCAACAUUUACAACCAAAUGGAUACCAGGUUAUUAAGCUAAUUCCUUCAAAUUUAAUUGCAACCCCCCUGUCAUUUUCUUGAAAAAAUUUAAUAGCCCACCCCCCUUAUAGUCAUUUAUUUAUACAUAUGGCCCCCCUUAUUUUUUCCCUCCCCCCCCCCUUUCAUAAAUAAUGACCGGUCCGUAAAGUCCAUCAAAAUAUAUACCCAAUGAUAUCAACCUAUGUAACAGAUACGAUAGAUAUUUUUUUGUGAAUGAUUGUAACGCAACAGAUAUGUUUGUUUCAGGUCUUAGUACGCCAUUAUUUUCCCAAUCAAAUAUUGUUGUUCCAAUUAUAGCGACGGAAAACCAAAGUCUUCCCGAAGCAUCACUUCAAACCGUUUCUGCGGUAACAUAUAAAGACGACGAGAACAAGGAAAAUGAGCAAUCAGAGGUAAGCGAUAAAGAUGAGCCUAAAUUAUUGGAACCAAUAGAACAUGUCAAAAUUUGCAGGGAAACUAAGGAACAUUCAUACGCUGUUUCCGAAAAUGUAUUUGAACUACUCGAAGAGUACCCCGCCAACAAAGAGCCAGUAAUGUUGGACGAUACCUCCGAGCAAAGGGCACGAGAAGAAAAACAAGCACCCUCAGACGAACUUACAGUCGAUAUUAAAUUAGCAGAUAAAGAAGAAGAACCAAUUCGAGAGAAAGCGGAAUUACAACAAAAAACAGCAGUGGAAGAGGAAUCAGUACAUGAACCUGAAACUACGGUGGAAGAUCGUCCAGAUCAAGAAGCAGACACAGUUAAACAUAAUAUAGUUGUAGAAGAGAAACCAGAAUACGAUAAACAAGAUCUAAUUCUCCAAGAAGAGCGUACAGUUCAAGAAGAACGAAGACUGGAAGAGAAAAUAACGAUUGAGAAACAACCUUCUCUUCAAGUGGAAUCAGUUGUUGAUGAGGCAGAAAAAAGUGACGAGGAGCAACUAAAAGAAGAACAGGAAAAUCAAAAAGAAACGGAAGUUGUACAGCCAAGAAAUGAAGAACACUAUGAUGUACAGCGAGAACCAGAUUUAGAAAAAGUGGAGGAUGAACAAGAUAUUCAACGAGAACCAGAAAUGCAACUAGAAGAGGGAGUUGAACAAGAACCGAGAAUUGAAGGAAAGGCAGAUAUAGAACCAAAAAAUGAAGAUAAACCUGAAAGUCAAGAGGAAAAAGAACCAGAAGUUGAACGAUACGAGGAAAUUGGAGCAACAUCAGGUAUAGUACAAGAAUCGCAAGUUCAAAUGAAAGAGGAAGUUGAAGAAGAACCACAAUUGAAAGGAACGGAAACAGUUGAAGAAAAUACUGAACUCCAACAGGAAUUGGAAUUUGAGCAGGAACCGGAAGUUGAAGGUCAGGAGGUUGAAGAAUCAACAUUUGAAGAGGAUACUGAGAUCCAAGAACAACCGGAAUUUGAGCUAGAACCGGAAGUUAAAGGAGAGAAUGUUGAAGAAGCAAGGGUUGAAGAAGACAUUCAAGUUAAACAAGAACCAGAAUUUGAACACCAACCGGUAGUUGCAGGACAGGACGUUGAUGAACCAAGAGAUAAAGAGGAUACUGAGAUCCAGCAACAAUCGGAAUUUGAGCUAGAACCUAAAGUUGAAGGAGAGAAAGUUGACGAAACGAGAGUUGAAGAAGUUACUGAAGUUCAAGAAGAACUGGAAUUUGAACAAGAACCCGAAGAGAAACUGGAACUAAGAGAAGAUUUUGAAGUUCAACCGGAAUUUGAAGAAGAACGUGAAGAUGAACAAAAAACAGCUGUUGGACAAGAAGAGAAAGUUUCAGAUAGACAGGUAGUCAUAGUACAAAGAAGUGAAGAAGAUCAUGAUCAUCAAUUUGACGAAGAAGCAGAAGAUGAACAAGAACCAGACGUUCAACUAGAAGAGAAAAUUGACCAUGGACUAGAAUUUAAAGGAAAGGAAAUUGAGGAACCAAAAGUUGAAGAACCUCAAAAUCAAGAAGAACGGGAAUUUGACGAGGGUGAAAUAGAUGAACAAGAACCAGAACUUGAACUAGAAGAGGUAAAUGAAGAAAAACAGGAUAUUGAACACGAACCGGAGGUUCUAAUAGAAGAAACAUGUGAACAAGGGGUGGAUAUAGAAGAAGAGGAGGUUACAGAAUCAAAAGUUGAAGGGGAAACUGAAGGUCAAGAUCAACCAGAAUUUGCUGAAGAAGCGGAAGUUAGAAAAGAACCGGAAAUUGGACAAGAGAAAGAAAACGAGGAGGAAACAGAAUUGAAAGGUGAAGCAACUACCGAACUAAAAGGUGACGAACCUGGAAAUAAAGAAGAACCGGAAUAUGAUGAACAUGCAGAAGUUGGACAAGAAGCGGAAAUUGAACGAGAAGGGAAAAUUGAAGAAGUACCGUAUAGUGAACAAGAAACGGAAGUUCAAAUAGAACAGGUAUUUGAACGAGGGGUGGACUUUGAAGGAGAGGAAGAUAAAAAAUCAAAGGUAGAAGAACCUGAAAAUCAAGGACGGGAAUUUUCUGACAGACGGAAAGAUGAGAAAGAGCCGGAAGUUGUACAGGAGGUGAAAAUUGAAGAAGAACAGGAUAUUGAACGAAAACCGGAAUUUCAAGAAGAAGAAGGAGUGGAGCAAGAACCGCAAUUGAAAGGAGAGGAAGUUAUACAACCGCAAGUUGAAGAAGAAAUUGUAAAAGAAUUGGAAUCUGAGCAAGAACAGCAAUCUCAACAGGAUCGGGAAGUUGAAAGAACGGAAGUUAAAGAUCGUGAAUAUCAACAUCAUGAAGAUGAUCAUGAAUAUCAACAUGAACAGGUAUACGAACGACAACAAGAAGUGAAAGAAGAAUCGAAAAUUGAACUCGAUUCUGGUGUUGAACAGGAAGAGAAAGCUGAACAAGAACCAGAAUUUCAAAAUAGUGAGGCUGAAGAACCAACAGCUGAAGAAGUUCACAAAGUUCACGAAAUACAGAGCAUUGAAGAAGAAUCGGAAAACGAACACAAACACAAACACAAACAGGAACCUGAGGAGAAAGAGACAGAUGUUGAAGGACAGAAGGUUAAUGAAGCAAAAGUUGAAGAUUUUGAAGUUCAAGUUGUAUCAGAAUUUGGAAAAGAACUGGAAAUUGAACAAGAAGUAGAAGUUCAAGGACGGGAAGUUGAAGAGCCAAAAACUGAAAAAGAUUCGCAAAUACGACAAGAAGAAGAAUUUGAACAACAUCCGGAAGUUGAAGGACAGCAAGUUGAAGAACCAACAGUUGAAGAUGUUACUCAAGUUGAACAAGAACUGAAAUUUGAACAAGACACGGAAGUUGAAGGUGAGGGGAUUGAAGAACAAAAAUUUGAAGAAGAUACUCAAGUUAAACAAGAAUUGGAAUUUGAACAAGAAACGGAAGUUGAAGGAGACAAAGCUGAUGAACCAACAGUUGAAGAAGAUACUCAAAUUCAGCAAGAACAGGAAUUUGAACAAGAAACGGAAGUUGAAGGACAGGAACUUGAAGACCCAAGAAUUGAAGAAGAUACUCAAGUUCCACAAGAACUGGAAUUUGAGCAAGAAACGGAAGUUGAACGACAGGAAGUUGAAGAACCAAGACUUGAAGAAGAUACUCAAGUUCAACAAGAACUCGAAUUUGAACAAGAAACGGAAGUUCAAGGGCAGGGAGUUGAAAAACCAGGAGUUGAAGAAGAUACUCAAGUUCAACAAGAACUGGAAUUUGAACAAGAAACAGAAGUUGAACGACAGGAAGUUGAAGAACCAAGAGUUGAAGAAGAUACUCAAGUUCAACAAGAACUGGAAUUUGAACAAGAAACGGAAGUUGAAGGACAGGAAGUUGAAAAACCAGGAGUUGAAAAAGAUGCUCAAGUUCAACAAGAACUGGAAUUUGAACAAGAAACGGAAGUUGAAGGAGAGGAAGUUGAAAAACCAGGAGUUGAAGAAGAUGCUCAAGUUCAACAAGAAUUGGAAUUUGAACAAGAAACGGAAGUUGAAGGAGACAAAGCUGAUGAACCAACAGUUGAAGAAGAUACUCAAAUUCAACAAGAACUGGAAUUUGAACAAGAAACGGAAGUUGAAGGACAGGAACUUGAAGAUCCAAGAGUUGACGAAGAUACUCAAGUUCAACAAGAACUGGAAUUUGAACAAGAAACGGAAGUUGAACGACAGGAAGUUGAAAAACCAAGAAUUGAAGAAGAUACACAAGUUCAACAAGAACUUGAACUUGAACAAGAAACGGAAAUUGAAGGAGAGGAAGUUGAAGAACCAAGAGUUGAAGAAGAUACUCAAGUUCAACAAGAACUCGAAUUUGAACAAGAAACGGAAGUUGAACGACAGGAAGUUGAAAAACCAGGAGUUGAAGAAGAUACACAAGUUCAACAAGAACUUGAAUUUGAACAUGAAACGGAAAUUGAAGGACAGGAAGUUGAAGAACCAGGAGUUGAAGGAGAUACUCAAGGUCAACAAGAACUGGAAUUUGAACAAGAAACUGUAGUUGAAGGACAGGAAGUUCAAAAACCAGGAGUUAAAGAAGAUACUCAAGUUCAACAAGAACUGGAAUUUGAACAAGAAACGGAAGUUGAAGGACAGGAAGUUGAAAAGCCAAGAGUUGAAGAAGAUACUCAAGUUCAACAAGAACUCGAAUUUGAGCAAGAAUCGGAAGACGAAGGAGGCGAACCUGAAGAACCAACAGUUGAAAAAGAUACUCAAGUUCAACAAGACCUGGAAUUUGAAGAAGAAACGGAAGUUGAAGGACAGCAUCUUGAAGUCCAAAGAGUUGACGAAGAUACUCAAGUUCAACAAGAACUGGAAUUUGAACAAGAAACGGAAGUUGAACGACAGGAAGUUGAAAAACCAAGAAUUGAAGAAGAUACACAAGUUCAACAAGAACUUGAACUUGAACAAGAAACGGAAAUUGAAGGAGAGGAAGUUGAAGAACCAAGAGUUGAAGAAGAUACUCAAGUUCAACAAGAACUCGAAUUUGAACAAGAAACGGAAGUUGAACGACAGGAAGUUGAAAAACCAGGAGUUGAAGAAGAUACACAAGUUCAGCAAGAACUUGAAUUUGAACAUGAAACGGAAAUUGAAGGACAGGAAGUUGAAGAACCAGGAGUUGAAGGAGAUACUCAAGGUCAACAAGAACUGGAAUUUGAACAAGAAACUGUAGUUGAAGGACAGGAAGUUCAAAAACCAGGAGUUAAAGAAGAUACUCAAGUUCAACAAGAACUGGAAUUUGAACAAGAAACGGAAGUUGAAGGACAGGAAGUUGAAAAGCCAAGAGUUGAAGAAGAUACUCAAGUUCAACAAGAACUCGAAUUUGAGCAAGAAUCGGAAGACGAAGGAGGCGAACCUGAAGAACCAACAGUUGAAAAAGAUACUCAAGUUCAACAAGACCUGGAAUUUGAAGAAGAAACGGAAGUUGAAGGACAGCAUCUUGAAGUCCAAAGAGUUGACGAAGAUACUCAAGUUCAACAAGAACUGGAAUUUGAACAAGAAACGGAAGUUGAAGGACAGGAAAGUGAAGACCCAAGAAUUGAAGAAGAUACUCAAGUUCAACAAGAACUGGAAUUUGAACAAGAAACGGAAGUUGAACGACAGGAAGUUGAAAAACCAAGAGUUGAAGAAGAUACACAUGUUCAGCAAGAACUUGAAUUUGAACAUGAAACGGAAAUUGAAGGACAGAAAGUUAAAGAACCAGGAGUUGAAGAAGAUACUCAAGGUCAACAAGAACUGGAAUUUGAACAAGAAACUGUAGUUGAAGGACAGGAAGUUCAAAAACCAGGAAUUAAAGAAGAUACUCAAGUUCAACAAGAACUGGAAUUUGAACAAGAAACGGAAGUUGAAGGACAGGAAGUUGAAAAGCCAAGAGUUGAAGAAGAUACUCAAGUUCAACAAGAACUGGAAUUUGAACAAGAAACGGAAGACGAAGGAGGCGAACCUGAAGAACCAACUGUUGAAAAAGAUACUCAAGUUCAACAAGACCUGGAAUUUGAAGAAGAAACGGAAGUUGAAGGACAGGAUCUUGAAGACCAAAGAGUUGACGAAGAUACUCAAGUUCAACAAGAACUGGAAUUUGAACAAGAAACAGAAGUUGAAGGAGGCGAAGCUGAAGAACCAACAGUUGAAGAAGAUACUCAAGUUCAACAAGAACUCGAAUUUGAACAAGAAACGGAAGUUGAUGGACAGGAUCUUGAAGACCAAAGAGUAGAAGAAGAUACUCAAGUUCAACAAGAACUGGAAUUUGAACAAGAAACGGAAGUCGAAGGACAGGAACUUGAAGACGCAAGAAUUGAAGAAGAUACUCAAGUUCAACAAGAACUGGAAUUUGAACAAGAAACGGAAGUUGAACGACAGGUAGUUGAAAAACCAAGAGUUGAAGAAGAUACACAUGUUCAGCAAGAACUUGAAUUUGAACAUGAAACGGAAAUUGAAGGACAGAAAGUUGAAGAACCAGGAGUUGAAGAAGAUACUCAAGGUCAACAAGAACUGGAAUUUGAACAAGAAACUGUAGUUGAAGGACAGGAAGUUCAAAAACCAGGAAUUAAAGAAGAUACUCAAGUUCAACAAGAACUGGAAUUUGAACAAGAAACGGAAGUUGAAGGACAGGAAGUUGAAAAGCCAAGAGUUGAAGAAGAUACUCAAGUUCAACAAGAACUGGAAUUUGAACAAGAAACGGAAGACGAAGGAGGCGAACCUGAAGAACCAACUGUUGAAAAAGAUACUCAAGUUCAACAAGACCUGGAAUUUGAAGAAGAAACGGAAGUUGAAGGACAGGAUCUUGAAGACCAAAGAGUUAACGAAGAUACUCAAGUUCAACAAGAACUGGAAUUUGAACAAGAAACAGAAGUUGAAGGAGGCGAAGCUGAAGAACCAACAGUUGAAGAAGAUACUCAAGUUCAACAAGAACUCGAAUUUGAACAAGAAACGGAAGUUGAUGGACAGGAUCUUGAAGACCAAAGAGUAGAAGAAGAUACUCAAGUUCAACAAGAACUGGAAUUUGAACAAGAAACGGAAGUCGAAGGACAGGAACUUGAAGACCCAAGAAUUGAAGAAGAUACUCAAGUUCAACAAGAACUGGAAUUUGAACAAGAAACGGAAGUUGAACGACAGGUAGUUGAAAAACCAAGAGUUGAAGAAGAUACACAUGUUCAGCAAGAACUUGAAUUUGAACAUGAAACGGAAAUUGAAGGACAGAAAGUUGAAGAACCAGGAGUUGAAGAAGAUACUCAAGGUCAACAAGAACUGGAAUUUGAACAAGAAACUGUAGUUGAAGGACAGGAAGUUCAAAAACCAGGAAUUAAAGAAGAUACUCAAGUUCAACAAGAACUGGAAUUUGAACAAGAAACGGAAGUUGAAGGACAGGAAGUUGAAAAGCCAAGAGUUGAAGAAGAUACUCAAGUUCAACAAGAACUGGAAUUUGAACAAGAAACGGAAGACGAAGGAGGCGAACCUGAAGAACCAACUGUUGAAAAAGAUACUCAAGUUCAACAAGACCUGGAAUUUGAAGAAGAAACGGAAGUUGAAGGACAGGAUCUUGAAGACCAAAGAGUUGACGAAGAUACUCAAGUUCAACAAGAACUGGAAUUUGAACAAGAAACAGAAGUUGAAGGAGGCGAAGCUGAAGAACCAACAGUUGAAGAAGAUACUCAAGUUCAACAAGAACUCGAAUUUGAACAAGAAACGGAAGUUGAUGGACAGGAUCUUGAAGACCAAAGAGUAGAAGAAGAUACUCAAGUUCAACAAGAACUGGAAUUUGAACAAGAAACGGAAGUCGAAGGACAGGAACUUGAAGACCCAAGAAUUGAAGAAGAUACUCAAGUUCAACAAGAACUGGAAUUUGAACAAGAAACGGAAGUUGAACGACAGGUAGUUGAAAAACCAAGAGUUGAAGAAGAUACACAAGUUCAGCAAGAACUGGAAUUUGAACAUGAAACGGAAAUUGAAGGACAGGAAGUUGAAAAACCAGGAGUUGAGGAAGAUACUCAAGUUCAACAUGAACUGGAAUUUGAACAAGAAACGGAAGUUGAAGGACAGGAAGUUGAAAAACCAAGAGUUGAAGAAGAUACUCAAGUUCAACAAGAACUGGAACUUGAACAAGAAACAGAAGUUGAUCGUCAGGCAGUUAAAGAACCAACAGUUGAAGAAGAAACUCAAGUUCACCAAGAACUGGAACUUGAACAAAAACAGGAAGUUGAAGGAGUAGUUGAAGAACCAGGGGUUGAAGAAGAUAAUCAAGUUCAACAAGAACAGGAAUUUGAACAAGAACCGGAAGUUGAAGGAGGAGAAGUUGAAGAACCAAGAGUUAAAGAAGAUACACAAGUUCAACAAGAACUGGAAUCUGAACAAGGACCGGAAGGUAAAGGACAGGAAGUUGAAGAACCAACAGUUCAAGAUGAUACUCAAGUUCAACAAGAACGGGAUUUUGAACAAGAAACGGCAGUUGAAGGAGAGGAAGUUGAAGAACCAAGAGUUGAAGAAGAUACUCAAGUUCAACAAGAACUGGAAUUUGAACUAGAAGCGGAAAGUGAAGGGCAGCAUGUUGAAAAAACAACAGUUGAAGACGAUGUUGAAUUUCAACAAGAACUGGAAUUUGAACAAAAACAGGAAGUUGAAGCUGAAGGAAUUGAAAAACCAAGAGUUGAAGAAGAGACUCAAGUUCAACACGAACUGGAAUUUGAACAAGAAUCGGAAAGUGAAAGGCAGCAUGUUGAAAAAACAACAGUUGAAGACGAUGUUGAAGUUCAACAAGAACUGGAAUUUGAACACAAAACAGAAGUCGAAGGACAGGAAGUUGAAGAACUGGGAGUGGAAGAAGAUAAUCAAGUUCAGAAAGAUCUAGAAUUUGAACAACAACCAGAAUUUGAAGGACAGGAAGUUGUAGAACCAACAGCUGAAGAAGAUAUACAAGUUCAACAAGAACAGGAAUUGCAACAAGAAACAGAAGUUGAAGGAAGGGAAGUUGAAGAACCAAGAGUUGAAGAAGAUACACAAAUUCAACAAGAACUGGAAUUUGAACAAGAACCGGAAGUUCAAGGACAGGAAGUUAAAGAACCAACAGCUGGAGAAGAUACAGAAGUUCAACAAGAACAGGAAUUUCAACAAGAAACGGAAGUUGAAGGGGAGGGUGCUGAAGAACCAAGAGUUGAAAAAGAUACUCAACUUCAACAAGAACUGGAAUUUGAACAUCAACCGGAAGUCGUAGAACAGGAAGUUGAAGAACCAAGAGUUGAAGAAGAUACUCAAGAUCAACCAGAACUAGAAUUUGAACAACAACCGGAAGUUGAAAGACAGGAAGUUCAAGAAGAUACUGAAAUCCAACAACAACCGGAAUUUGAACAAGAACGGGAAGAUGAACAAAUCUCGGAUGUAGAACAUGAAUCGGAAGUUGAGCAAGAACCAACAGUGGAAGGAAAAGAAACAGCUGAAAAAGAUCGAAUCAGUAGAGAGGAGGAACGUUCCCCUAAACAUGUACGAUUUUCUACUUCGUUUGAAGUAUUUGAAAAAGAACCAAUGGCUGUUGUUGAUAGCGCAGGUUUAGAUGAUGAUACAAUGGUAGAUCAAGGCAAUGAAUACUGCGAUAAGGAGAGUGGGAAAGACUUUGAAAAUCAGCAAGUCUCUCAGGCAGAUGAAGACGAAGUUGACAUCGAGUCACGCUGGGUUGAAGUUGAAAGGAAUCCAGUUGUUUGGCAUACGGUGGAGAAAGUUUGUGCAGAACGUGAACUGGAAAGCAAUGAAAAUGAAAGACCUGCAUCAGCUACUGAAGAGAAAAGUGAAAUAAUUGCAACAACAGAGAAUGAAAACGUGCCCGACCGGGUUAUCAACAUUGGUGCUCAUGCAAUAAUUGAAGAUGUUCUUAAGCAAGCUCUAGCUCAAACCGAAGAAAACAGCGAUGCACCCUUAACACCGCGACUGGUCCGAACUGAAAGCGGAAAUAUGGUGAUUGUAAAAAUGGAAGAGACUGGUGCACUAGAGGAAAGAUAUGAAUUAAUGGAAUUUGAAUUGUACGAACAAUACAUGAAAGAGAAAGGAACGUUUUCACCAUUUCAAUUAGAAUUUCCUUGUAAUGUUGAAAACGUGUUUAGUUCACACGAAGGAGAUGAGCCAUUUGUACUGCCUGAAGAGUUGGAAUAUAUAGGAGAAGAUGAGGAGGACGAAGUUGAUUACGGUUCGGAAAGACCGUUACUUGAAUCGCAUUUGUCGAUAAUUAUGGAAGAACCGCCUUCUGGAAGUGAGUCAUUGUCAGGAUCAUUGGUAAAGCUUCAAAGAAACGAAACUCCUCAAACUGCCGUUGGCGAUAAUUCGGGAGAAUAUUUAAUAACCAGUCCUAGUGAAUUUGACAUUGUUCAAAGUACUGUUCGUGAGGUUCAGAAUGGGAAACAUAAAACCGAAAUUGACAGUAGUGACAAUCCAAAUGAUGUAUAUGUACCAACAACUGAAGACGAAUUUAUGGUGCUAUGGCGAUCCCACGAUUUGGUAGUAAAGGAUGAUGAUGAGCAACCUGUUGAGGACGUAUGCCCUCAAGAACAGGAAAAUAUUCAAGAAACAUUGCCAGAUGAUUUUUAUGUGGGGGAUGUUGUACAGAAACAGGAGAAUGUAAGUCAAGUGGAUUGUGAAGCUGCGAAGGACAAUAUGGAAUAUUUAAAACUAAAUUUACAAGAGAGCCCUGAUGCACCUUCGGAAUCAUCUGUAUCUCCUGGGAGCUCUGUUCGUAGCUGGAUAUCUUCUGAACUUUCUUCACUUGACGACGAGACAACUAGUAAACACCAUAAACAUUAUGGGGACGAUCAUGGAAUUUCUACAACGGAAGAAGAAAAUCUUGUACUUGAAUCAGUUGAUAGCGCAUUUUCUCCCCCUGAGCGAGACAAUUACGAAAAUCUUGGACUUGAGUCAGUUGAUAGCGCAGUUUCUCCUGGUGAGCAGGACAAUAACGACGUUGUUGAACAAAUAAGUGAAGAACAAAUGGUGGAACAUGAUAGUACAAAUUACGAAAAUAAACAAUUAGAAUCUGAAGAUAAUAGUGAUUGCUUUCAAAAACAAGUUACUCCUCCAGAAUUAGAGCACCCACAUGACCUAUCUGAGACUUGCACCGAACAUGUUUCUGUAUCUACUGAACAGGAGGGGGAUAAAAAAGUAACUCGGGUUGUGAGAACUGAAACGACUAGAAAGGUGGUAAAAAUAAUAGACGGUCAAGAGGUACCUAUGGAAGGUGAAGAUUUGGAACAAUAUGAAGCUAAAUUUAGUGGUUUUUGGGAAAAAGAGAGUGUUUUGGAUGAACCAGUUAUUAUCUCUGAGGCCAAUUCUACAAGGACGAUUACAACUGUAGUGACGCACAAGGAAGAAACAAGGCCAGCUGUGAUAUCAGAGGAAGCGUGUAGCAUGGUAAAAGAAGUAUUAGCGAAAAUAGAAAAUGAAGCAGUCUACGAAGAACAUGUGGUACCCAGUGAAGAACAAGAAGAUGAUGGGGUAAAAUUUGCAAUAACCAGUUCUGUAACACAGAACGUGGAAAUGGGUCCUACGUCUAACGUAGAUGAUCAUGUUACUGAAGUUUCCGAAAAACAGCACACAGAUCACGGCGAAACAGCCCCGAAGAUGAUCAAUAAAGAACAAGACAAUGACGGACACACUUUAAAAGAAAUUAUUGAUAAAGCAGAAAAAGAAACUCCUCAAAACGAAACAGAAGUAAUUACAGAAGAACUAGACGAAGAUGGGUCGAAAAAACCAAUAACUGGAGUUGUAGCAAAUAAAGUAGAGGCAUGCUCAUUGGCAAGCUUAGCCAUGCAAGAUAGUGCAGUUAGUGAAAUUUUCAAGAAAAUUGACGAAGCACACGAGGACGAAUCUGAGAUGACGACAGAAGAACAUGAAGAGAAUGGCGUGAAGACAACGAUUACAAGAGUUAUUACACGCAAGGAAAUUACUGAAUCCGAGUUAACGUAUAGGGAAAUGCUUCCACCACUUCAAAUAGAAACAGAACAAUCAGCAAAAACUGAAACAGAGCCUUUUGUGACUUCGGAAGACAAAGACAAAAAUGAUUCGAUUAAGACGUUAUUUGAAGAAUUGAAGAAACAAGGAGGAAAUUACGAGAGUGAUUCUGAAUGUGACGAUAACGGAAUUAUGGUGUCGGGGAUAAAUCCAAAGGAAUACAAAACUAAACUUUGUGAACCUACAGGCGAAGAAAAAAUUAACGAUUCCCCAACUGAAGAAAAUGUUUCGUAUCAGGUUACCAAGAAUGAAGAUGGAACGGUGACGACAAUUACGAGAGUUGAAACUUAUAGUUCUACAUUCGAGCCUAUGUUUGAGGAAGGAGAGACUGAUGUAGUGAAAGAUAUGUUGGAAAAAAUGGAUGAGUUUCUUGUAGAAACAGCGCCUGUAGAUGAGUACGAGGAACAUGGCGACGAUAACGUGAUGAGGGAAGUCAGAAGAGAAGUGCGCGAGGUGACUACAAUGGAAGCAACGUCAGAACUGGGUAAGGUUUAUAGCUUGUUACAUAAGUAGAAAUUGCAGCAAACAGCUAAUUGAACUAUCGCACUCGCAAUUAGUAGGGGAAAUUACACGGUUCGAGAAGUAUUAAUUAAUGAAAAAUCGCACGCGUGUUUGGCGAAAUAUUUAUAAUACCGCGAGUGUGUAGCACGAGCGGUAUUAUAAAUAUUUCCCCUAGCACAAGUGUGAUUUAUUUCCUUUUAUAGUCAAUUUUACACGAGCAAUCAAUGAUAAGAAACAUUUGUAUUUUAUGUAUUCAAGCGAGCGUAGCCAUGCGCGCCUCUACAUGUGCUCAAUUUUGAGAGAACUUUCAGACAUUAAUGUUCAGUUCGUAUCUGUAAAAACUGUGAAUUAUCUUUAUUUCUUCUUUUUCUUCGUUAUGGAACCAUAAAUAAGAGCUAAUUGUAAAAUACGAGCUCAAAAAAUGUACAGUUUCAAGUUGUCUAUUUUCAAGUAGACAUUUGUGUUUAAACCAAGCAUGAUCAAAUGCGGGACCGAUGCGAUAAUGUUUAAUACGCGCGGUUUUUAACCAAUCAGAAUCGAGUACAUUGACUAAAAUGAUAAUAUCGCGCGUCUUCCGAUAUUAACAAACUAUUUUCUUGUCCACAAAGAGACCAGGUGUAAAAGGUCAAGCCGCUAAAGAUGGCAAUGGUCGUUUUCCCAUGAAAUCAGAUAAUUCCAAAGUCAAUUUAACGGCUUAGUUUGUACGAGUGACGUCGCUUUUGCCACAAACAUUGCUUGCUAGCUACGAAACGACAUAUUUGAAUUUAGACUUCUUCACAGCCAUCCUGAUCUACAUUACCAUUAAAUAUUAACAGAAAUCGUAUGUUGGGUGCCGAAGUAAACCGAUGUUUCCACUCUAAUUAUUAUGCAUUGUACAGACGUCGAGUUUUUUCAACGGUCGUAUAGAAACCACGCCAUCUGCUACCAGAUAACACUGUUAUCUGUAGGUUCAAACAGCGGUAUGCAAUUUCUUGGAAGCGGCAGAUAUACAUGCACGAAUAAAGAAUUCCUGACUCGAAUGUAACACUUACCUCGACCUUGAUAAAUUUGGGUAUCACGAAACCACAUCCAAUAACUGUUUAUGAUUUUACAGAUAAAAUGUAUUCACUUAGUGCGCACUCAAUUGAAAAAAACCUACAAUGCAUAGAAACAUUGUGAAUUAUUUGACUUCCAGAUAAAAAUUUCAAAAACCUACAAUACGCUAACACUCAGUUAAUUAUUUUGGAAAUGAUAAUUCAAUUUAUAAAAGCUAUAUUAUUUUAUAAUAUUAAAUGAAAACUAUUUUUAUUCACGUAUAUUAUUGGAAGCAAUUUCUGAUCGAUGUUAUCGAAUUUGUUUUAAUAAACAUUUUAAAUUCCUUAAAAAUUCAAACAUAAAAAAAUAAAGUUAACCAAAGUCUUUUAUUAAAAGUUAAGAAUGAAAUAUAAUUUACAUCGUAACCAAAUACACCUGAUGUAUUUAGUUAUAGAAAGAGGUUGUUGUGAUUGAAUAAUUUACCAAUGAUUAGUAGUAAGGUUUGAUAGUCUCCAUGUCGCAAUAAAAUAAAGUUGGGUGCUUUUCCCUUUAAUUUAAUGAAACCGAAAAUUUUUUUAAAUUAUAUAUGUAACACAGCAUAAAUAUUACGCUCUUUCUAAAAUAAACCGUAAAAUAAUGACUAUUUAACGAUCUACAUAAAUUUUAAGUUUUACUAGGAGAUUUUCAAGCGCGUGUUUUACUGGAGCACAACAAAUGUCGCUACAUUCAUUAUUCUCAACCACUAACUUGGUCCGACAAGCUGGCUAAAGAAGCUCAAAUAUGGGCUGAACAUCUAGCUGAGAGUGGGUGUCUUAAACAUUCUACAUCUUCGGACUAUGGGGAAAAUGUGGCUUAUUCUUCAGAAGUGUUAAAUGGCUACGAUCUAUCUCAGCUGUGGUACGACGAAAUCAAACAUUACAGUUUUAUCAAACCUGGCUUUACCACACAAACGGAACAUUUUACGCAAAUGGUCUGGGUGGGAACUAAAGAGAUGGGUGUUGGAAUGGCACUGGCCCCUGAUGGAACCUCCUAUUAUGUUGCAAGAUACAACCCUCCAGGGAAUAAGCUAGGUUGUUUUGAGGAAAAUGUUUUGUCCCCGAGAGAGAAUGCAGUCGAAGGUCGACCGAGAAAGAAAAAGUCCCCAAGUCCUCCAAGCCCACCUAAUGAGAUUGGUAAGAUGUGAUAUAAAGGAUUUGAUAUUAAGUUCGGGUCACCGUGCAUGGGAUUUGUGAAAUGAACAUCACAAAUACUUAAUAUGUUAAAAAAAAUAAAAGCAUGAGAUAUGUUAAAUGACCAUUACAAAAACUUAAUGAGUUAAAAAAAUAUAAGCAAUUUAAACAAUGUCGAUAAAUUCAUUUGACAUCAAUAACAUUUAACUUCUUAGAAUAAUUAAAUUUGUUAAAUCUGAUCAACUUUUAAUUUCAAAAUAAAAAUAAUAAAACUUGUAUUCGUCCGUGUCCCAAACACUAGUGAAAAUACCGAAAAUAAUUUUAGGAACGUUAGGUAUCGACAGUGUCGUUUCGUUCCAUAUUUGGCAAGGUCAAUAAAUUCUGUUGCUAUACAGGGUGUAUAAAAAAAAACUGAACAGAUUUGAAAUUGCUCUCAAUUUCGCAAAACACCGAUUUGUAUCCGGUUUUUUAUAGAUAUAGCUUCUUUGAGUACUUAAAAUAUAGAAUAAUGAAAAAAAUUUCUUGAACUCAAAUAUUGUGAACCAGGGGGGGGGGUGUCUUUUCCAACAAAAUAAAAAUGGCUUGCGCACAAAAUUUAAAAGCUGUAAUCACACUCUGAGUUAAUAGAUGGGAAAUUUGUCGGGGUUUUAAUUACUGUACAAAAUUUCAGACAAUUUGGUUUAGUUCAAGCUGUUUAACUAUUCACGCAAAGUUACAUUUUUUCUAAAAAUCAGCUAUUUGCAUGCUUAAUUAAUGCAUUUGCCUAAUUUGCAUAUGUUAGCAAUAUGCAAAUUAGGUAAAUGCAUUAAUUAAGCAUGCGAAAGGCUGAUUUUUUAGAAUAAAAUGAAUAGUUAAACGGCUUAAACUAAACCAAAUUGUCUGAAAUUUUGUACAGUAAUUAAAAACCGAACAAAGUUUCCAUCUAUUAACUCAAAAUAUGAUUAAAACUUUUAAAUUUUGUGCGCGAGCCAUUUAUAGUUUGUUGGAAAAGACACACACCCCUGGUUCACCAAAUUUGAGUUUGAGAAUUUUUUUUCAUUAUUCUACAUUAUAAGUACCCAAAGAAGCUAUAUAUAUAAAAAACGGGAUACAAAUUGGUGUUUUGCGAAAUUGAGAGCGAUUUCAAAUCUGUUCAGUUUUUUUUUAUACACCCUGUAUAGUUAGUGUCAAAGUUCAAUUUUUCUGUUUGCCGAUUGGUCAAAACCGCGUCACGUGCCGGUCCACAAAACGUCAUGUUCGACAACCGGUCCGCAAUCAAACAUUUAUUGACCGGUCAAUAAUAAAAUGGGCGCAAUACGCAUGCGUGUCAACCAUGAAAUUCCAAAGUUCAUUUUUAAAACUUUUUACUAAACAUUUACGGCGUUCUAUUUAGCAUGCAGUUCUGGUUUCAAAUUAAGUUCACUCCAAUAACCGGUGAAUUAUUCAUACUUUGACACUCAUAUACUAUAUAACAAAACACUUAUUUACUGAGAUCUCGGAAAGCAGUGUGUUUUGUGGCCGCCCGACCGCCGUUGUUGCCCUCGGCUUCGCCUCAGGCAACAACGGCGGUCUCGGGUCCGCAAAACACACUGUUUCCCUCGGUUUCGGUAAAUAAGUGAUAAAUACAAAUCGGGGCUCUCCUCUUCUUAGUGUCAGGGAGGAAAAAAUUCAACGCUUUAUAUAAUCUGGCCACCGAACUGAAAACUGUCCGCUCACUGACCAUAGUAACCCAAUAAUACGGCAGUUAGUCUUCAAUAUUUUACAGAGCACUACUACAAUACACAGUACUGAGUAUGACCAAAAUUAUACUCUUUUGCUAGAAACCAUUAAGCACGACUGUUUAGUAACUCACAACUACCACCGAUUUCAACAUGGUGCGCCAGAACUCAGCUGGUCACCAAUGCUCGCGGUUGAAGCUCUGCACUGGGCUGAGAAGGUUAUCCACUCUGGUUCAAUCCACAACAGCGACUCAAAUGACCAUGGUGAAAAUAUUGCGAUGUCAAGUGAUCGAUCGUUCGAUGUGAAAGCAGCUAUUGAAUUAUGGUACAAGGAGGAGAGGGAUUAUGAUUAUACUUCUCCAGCCUUCUCUUCACUUACACGGAAUUUCAGUCAAAUGAUAUGGAAAGAGUGUAAAGAAGUAGGUAUGGCCUUGGCGCGGAGUGAUGAUGGAGAGUUGGUUGUUGUCGUUGCCAGAUAUUAUCCUGCUGGUAAUGUCGUUGGUAUGUUCCAAGAUAACGUUCUGUCGAAGUCGCAUGGCAGAGGGGAUAUGUCAUCUUAGAUUAUGGUAAGUAAUUUAAUUUAUUAUUAUUAAUUUUAUUAUAGAUGUGACUGUCCUAAUGUCUGGUUUACACAAGCAAUUUUGUCGGCGUUUUUUCUUCCUCCUAGUAGAUCCGAUUAAAUCAUUGACAUGCCGAGACUCAGAAUUGUGCGCCGAUUUCAUGAAAAUGUCCAGUUAAUCUUUAAUCUUUAAAAUUCUUUAAUUAAGCAAGGUAGCCAUUCAGCAUGCUACGCUGAUUUUCAAUGGGCGGCCAUUCAGCAUGCUACGCGGAUUUUCAAUACUAUCUGAAAGCGUCUACUUUCGAACAGCGCCGUAAGUAGAUGCGAUAAUGGGGGGUAUAUUCAUAUAUUCAUGUUCACAUACCGAAAAACAAUUGCGAGCACACCACGCGAAUAUAUUAAUAUGCACCCCACCCCCAAUUAUCGCGUCUAGGAAUAGCCCGGCCUGCUUCCGAAAAUAUAUUAUUUACUUUUUCUGUGAGUUCACUCGUCUGCAUCCGUCAGGAAGACAAAAGUAGUCUUUUUUAUUUAUAACGCUAAUUCAGGACAUGGAAAGAUCAUCGUAAAUACAAACUUUCCUUGACUUCAUGUGGUAAUUAAUGAAAAUGUGACAUUGGAUCGAGGUUUGUCUUUGAUUGAAAGAUUCUCGUAUAUAUUCCGUAUUUCAUUUUCAAUUUCUACAUUCAACGAUUUGGAUCUUCAAAUCCGAUUAUCGAUGUUCAAUUUCAUUUCACAAAAUCUUAAAGUAAAUUCGAAUCUGACGAAUCCACCUCAACAAAUGGAUUUUUCGAAUUCAAUCUGAAACUUGAUUAGGAUUCAACGUUCCUUUUGAGCUUCUGGUCUUCCCACAUGUACCUUGACCCGACGGAAAUGCAUAGUGCAUAGUGGGACAGAAAACGUAUUGUAAAAAUGGCGUUAAAACAGCUGGCGAAAGGUGAUUCUCACAAUUUGUUCCAUUUGUUUAAUAAAUCCAAAAAUCCGAAUCCUAGGAAUCCAAAUCUAAAUUUACAAAAGAAACGCUCCAUAAACGUAAGUACAUGAGUUGGGCAAUCAAGCAGAUCCUAAAAGUAAUAAUUAUAUUUUGUUUAUUUUAGAAAAUGAAUGGAAUGUUGUCCAUCACUACAUGACAUUGUCAACAAAAUAGAGGAGAAUUAUUUUAGAAAAUAGGGCGGAUGUUUUAAUAUUAUUUUUGUUGUAGUUAUUGGCAGUGCGAAAUAAAAUUUGAAUUGACGAUGAAAUAAUAGAGUCAAUGAAGAACAUAUAAGAACAGUAAAUACGUAUACUAUAGAUGAAUAAUUUAUUAUUGCUGAAAUAUUUUAACUAUUACUUAUUUAUAGAGAAUGCUUAUAUUGUAAAAAUAUAGGGACGUGAACCUUUAAAAUUAUAACUAUAGUUCUAACUGUAUUAAAAUUAAAAUAAACGAC
Paramuricea clavata is the source of this 23209-nucleotide messenger RNA. Lineage: Eukaryota; Metazoa; Cnidaria; Anthozoa; Malacalcyonacea; Plexauridae. The record is from the annotation of a GenBank genome assembly.